Messenger RNA from Penicillium oxalicum, 2661 nucleotides. Its product is annotated as glycoside hydrolase family 71 protein. Gene Ontology annotation, molecular function: glucan endo-1,3-alpha-glucosidase activity. The transcript is spliced from 3 exons. Lineage: Eukaryota; Fungi; Ascomycota; Eurotiomycetes; Eurotiales; Aspergillaceae. The record is from RefSeq and is a predicted model, not a curated record. The coding region runs from base 1 to 2661 and encodes 886 amino acids. Gene Ontology annotation, biological process: mating projection tip cell wall disassembly.
AUGGUAUCCAACAGUGAGAAUUACACGCAAAGCGAUUGGGCCAAUGAUUUCACCCUCGCUCUUGAUGCUCACAUUGAUGCUUUCGCCAUGAACAUGGCCUCUGGGGACCCUGUCAACAGUGCAGCCCUCCCUGACGCCUUCACUGUUGCCGACGCCUUGGGCUUCCGUCUCUUUUUUUCUUUUGAUUACGCUGGCAAUGGUCCUUGGCCUGAAGAUCAAGUCUUGGACCUACUCCAAACCUACGGAAGCAACCCUGCUUACUACCGGCACAACGGUCAACCUUUUGUCUCAACCUUUGAAGGGCCAAAUAAUGCUGAUGAUUGGUUGUCCAUCAGAGCAAAAACCAAUUGUUUUCUGGUACCAGACUGGUCUUCUCUCGGGGCCAAAGCGGCCAUGGCCAAAGACGUGGCCGAUGAGCUCAUGAGUUGGGCGGCCUGGCCCUGGGGUGGCCAGGAAAUGAACACCUACGUCGACGCAUCUUACCGCGACUAUCUGCAUGUAAAGCCGUACAUGAUGCCUGUCUCCCCUUGGUUCUAUACCAACUUGCCUGGAUACAACAAAAAUUGGAUGUGGCGCGGUGACAACGUUUGGUAUGACCGAUGGCAAGAGGUCUGGUAUCUGCAGCCCGAGUUUGUGGAAAUUCUCACCUGGAAUGACUACGGCGAGUCUCAUUACAUUGGCCCACUGUACGACAAGGCCAUGGCUCCGAUGCACAUUGGCAAGGCACCAUUCGACUACGUCAAAGAUAUGCCUCAUGACGGAUGGCGUCUGUUUCUGCCCUAUGUUAUUGACAUGUACAAGUCCAACAUCACGACCGUCACCGAGGAAGGGCUGGUGACUUGGUUCCGCCCUCAGCCCAUAGGUGCUUGUAACGAUGGCAAAACGACGAUCAACACCGCGAGCCAGCUACAAGUUGAGUUUGCACCAGGCAGCAUGUUGACUGACGAGAUCUUCUUCUCUGCUUUACUCGCUUCCAACGCAGACAUCUCCGUGUCCGUGGGCGGCACGUCCGUAGGCAGUGCCUCGUGGACUCACAAGCCUAGUGGAGGAGUGGGAAUCUACCACGGCAGCGUGGCUUAUACUGGCAGCGGCGCUGUUGUUGUGACUAUCAGUCGGAAUGGAGCCACACUUGCCCAAGUCUCUGGGGGCAGUGCCACUUCCAGCAGUUCUGUGUCAGCGAAGCCUCCCUCUCUGGGCAAAGACACCUGCGUUGAAGGCGCCGGUACGGGAAACUUUGCAGGUCUCUGUGCUUUCUCGUGCCGAUACGGCUACUGCCCGGUUGGGGCCUGUUAUUGCACCAAGAUGGGACCGGCUCUCACUCUCCCCAAUGCCACCGGUAUUGUCGGCUAUCCGGCUGCGGGCGAGGAUGCCAAUUACAGCGGCUUGUGCAGUUUCACCUGCAAUUAUGGUUACUGCCCCGAGAGCUCGUGUGGCACCGUUCAAGUGCCCUUGAGUAUACCCAGCAGUUCGCCAUUCACCCCUCUUGCUUGUGUGGCCGGCACCGGGGAGGGCAAUCUGGGUGGCUUAUGCUCAUACGCAUGCACCUUUGGAUACUCAACGGUCGACUAUGACAAGUAUCAUGGGCUGUGCGACUUUGCCUGCAGUCGAGGUUACUGCCCCGAAGGUGCCUGCGUACUCGCAUCGACCGCAGGAACCGGCUCGACCGGCUCCGUGGGCCAUGACUCGGGUUCUUCCUCCACAGAUAACGGCACGGUGGUGUACAUCGACUCAUCUGUGUGGUCAAAUCCGCAAGCUGCAUGCUCCAUACCCUGUGUGAUGGUAUUGCCCGACAUUCCGCGACUGGGCCCAGCGAUCUUUACGCCACCUCCGUACACCACCACCGUUGUAGUAGAGUGGGUUGAUGUCGAGGUGGUCACUCAGAAUGAUGCCAGUACGUCUACAGUUCAUCGGACCAACAGCGUGGCUCAGGCUACAACGAUCUCGUUGCCCCCCGUUGCAAUCCCCCAAUACCCUGUAUGGGACAUGACGAUCGACAAGCCUGGCCGGCAUCACCCCACGCCUCGAGUUUCACCGUGGACUGUGGGGAUCCAAGAUGACCCCAACCCACUCCGAGAGACUGGUGUCAGCCACCCCCCGAAGAAUCGGACCCUUAUCAUCCCUCCCUACCCUUGGGAUACCACUCCUUAUGGCAGCGAUGGAAGCGACGACGGUCUGAUUAUCCCCAAGCCUCCUCCCAUCGACGUGAGUGACGGUCCUACCAAUCCGGAGUGUCAGAGUGGGUGCGACCAAAAGCCCUGCAACGACUUGUUCUGCCACUGUCUCUGGGCCUGCCCACAUACUGGUAUGACUUAUGAUGUUGGUGGCUCCGAUCCAGGCAAUCCUGACGAUCCCGACCCCAGCAUCAUCAACGGACCGGACCCGAAUGCCGAAAAUGAGGACACGGACAAAAAGACGACCACAACGGCGUCCAGCACCUCAUCCUGUACGCGUCAGACAGUCACGGAUGCCUGGAUCUCCUGCACGUCCGUGGAUUCGACCUCGACCUCGUGUACGACCACGAGCACCUUGGCCGACGUUGGCUGCUCGGUCACAGCGAUGGCCACUACAACAGGGGUGGCUGAAAUUCGCUACUCGGUGUCCCCUGACGAUGACCAAGGCGAGGACGGUGGAGGCCGGAGCAGCCCUGGGUGGCCAGGAUGA